Messenger RNA from Rotaria sordida, 2517 nucleotides. Lineage: Eukaryota; Metazoa; Rotifera; Eurotatoria; Philodinida; Philodinidae. The record is from the annotation of a GenBank genome assembly.
AUGUUAAUGAUUAAAAAUAAUUUUAUUUCUAUAUAUCGAUUUCAAAGGUUAUUAUCGAUAUAUAAUAAAAGUAAUGAAAAAUCUACAAUUUCAUCAUCCAUCAAAUUAAACUCAACAGUUAAAGAAUUGAUUGAUGCAAAACAAUAUAACCAAGCUUUAGAUCUUUUCGAUCAAAACUUUGAAAUUUGUACAGAUUAUACUAUUGACAUGGCAAUAAAAGCAUGCACUGUAUCAAAUGAUUAUAAACGUGGUAUUAAUAUCCAACAAAAGCUUUCAUCAAGUUCAUUGAAUAGUUGUUAUAUUCAAACAUCAUUAAUUCGAUUCUAUAUGCAAUCCCAUGAUAUUGAUAAUGCAACUCGUAUAUUCUCUACGAUUACAAACAAAUCCAGUUAUGUCUAUACAGCUAUGUUCAAAGGUCUAAUGUCUAAUAAAAUGUCGGAGAAAGUACUUGAUUUAUUAGAUGAAAUGACAAUUAAAUCUGACAAUUUUAUUCUCGCUGUUUCAUUUAAUGCAUGUGCUGAAGUUGCCAAUGAUCGGGCAAUGAAGAUAGGAAGAAAACUUUUUCAUGAAAUGCCUUACAACUAUCAAGAUGAUGUUGUUCUUUUAACUUCAGCCAUACAUAUGUUAAUGAAAUUUGGUGAUGUUCAAUGUGCUGAACGUAUUUUUGAUUCAAUCAACAGAAAAGAUACUAUUACUUAUAAUGCUAUGAUAAAAGGCUAUGUUGGAAAUGAAAUGUAUGAAAAAGCCUUGGAUUUAUUUGAACAAAUGCAUUUAAACUUAGAUAAUAUAACUUAUACUAUUGUUUUUAAUGCAUGUGCUCAUCUUGCUAAUGAUCAAGCAAUAAAAAUUGGAAGAAAACUUUUUCAUAAAAUGCCUAAUAACUAUCGAAAUGAUAAUAUUCUAUUAAAUUCAGCAAUACAUAUGUUCAUGAAUUUUGGUGAUGUUCAAUGUGCUGAAUAUAUUUUUAAUUCAAUCAAGAAGAAAGAUACUAUUACUUAUUAUGCUAUGAUGAAAGGAUAUAUUGAAAAUGAAAUGUAUGAAAAAAUCUUGGAUUUGUUUGAACAGAUGCAUUUAAAUUUGGAUAAUGUAAUUUAUACUCUUGUUUUUAAUGCAUGUGCUCAACUUGCUAAUGAUCGAGCGAUGAAAAUAGGAGAAAAACUUCUUCAGGAAAUGCCUGAUAAUUAUCGAAAUGAUAAUGUUGUAUCAAAUUCAGCAAUACAUAUGUUAAUAAAGUUUGAUGAGAUUGAAAGUCCUAAACGUGCUGGUAAAUUAAUACGAAACAAAGAUAUUAUUACUUAUGGUGCUCUAAUGAAUACUUACAAUAUGAAUAGUGAACCAUGGAAAUGUUUUAAGAUUUUCGAAGAAAUGAAACAACAAAAUAUUGUUCUUAAUGGAAUCAUAUGGAAUAUACUUAUUGGUGCAUGUUCACAAAUUGGUAUGAUUCGACGAUCUCACUAUAUUAUUGAUCAAAUACCUUCAGAUAUCCAAAAUGAAAAGCAAAUACAAAACUCAUUGAUUCAUAUGUGGAGUAAAUGUGGUUCUAUUGAAAAAGCACAAAAUAUAUAUAAAUCAGUUUAUAAUCGUAAUAAAGUGACAUAUACUGCAAUGAUUAAUGGAUUUGGACUUAAUGGAAUGGGUUAUGAAGCUAUUGAAUUAUAUAAACAGAUGCCGAAUCAUCUACGUAAUGAAAUUACACAUAUUUGUGUAUUAAAUGCAUGUUCUCAUUCUGGUCUUCUUCAUCAAGCUCAAAAUAUUUUCAAUGAAAUACCUUUUAAAACAGAAAAAAUCUACACUACUAUGAUUGAUUGUCUAAGUCGUUUGUUUAUAUUUGAUGAAGCACAAAAGUUGAUAGAUGAAUAUGAGAAAACAAACUCACCAAAUUUGGUCAUGUAUAUAUGUUUAUUAUCUGGUACACGUAAUAAUCGCAAUAGUAAUUUAUCUAAAAAGAUAUAUAAUCGAAUGAAAUCAUUGUUUCCUGAUGCAAAACAAGGUCUUGUAUCAGGUGCAAUUCUUCUUGCGAACAUAUAUUCUUCUGUUGGUGAACAUCAACGAGCAAAAGACUUUCGAUAUAGUCAAAUAAAAGAAUUAAGAACAAAAGUCAAACUAGGAUUAUCAUGGACUGAUGGAAGUGGUGAAAUAGUGGGAUUUACAGCUCAUGAUCAUUCUCAUCUUCAAUCAGCAGAAAUUUAUGCUGAACUUGAUCGUUUAACAUCUGAACUGAUUGAACAUGGUUAUGUAUGUGAUUCUUCUUGGGUGACUCGUGAAUUAUACGAACAAGAAACUAUUGAAUCAGUUUUAUGUAGUCACAGCGAACGAUUAGCAUUAGCAUUUAAUUUCAUCCAACGACCUAUUCCAGACUUCAUCCAAAUUACUAAAAAUCUUCGUAUUUGUGGCGAUUGUCAUGAAUUCACAAAAUUAGUAGCCAAAAUUCGACAAGUUAACAUCAUUGUUCGUGAUGCUAAUCGUAUUCAUCACUUCAAUAAAAACGGACAAUGCUCAUGCCAAGAUCAUUUUUGA